Molecule: messenger RNA, 4243 nt
Organism: Sander lucioperca (pikeperch)
Lineage: Eukaryota; Metazoa; Chordata; Actinopteri; Perciformes; Percidae
Gene: npm1b
Product: nucleophosmin 1b
Exons: 11
Coding region: 46-939 (297 amino acids)
Biological process (GO): positive regulation of transcription by RNA polymerase II; ribosomal small subunit biogenesis; chromatin remodeling
Cellular component (GO): ribonucleoprotein complex; nucleolus; centrosome
Molecular function (GO): RNA binding; histone binding; chromatin binding
Source: RefSeq, a predicted model, not a curated record
UGUCCGUCACGUCAGUUUACGGUAGUGUAACCACCCACUUCAAAGAUGGAGGACGAUAUCUCAGAUUUGAGCAGACCACAAAUGUACUUGUUUGGUUGUACCCUCAAAUCGGACAAACAGGAGUUCAAAGUUGACGUAGACGACGAUGAUACGGAACAACAGCUGUCACUCAAAGCAGUGUGUCUGGGAGCUGAGGCUGAGGAUAAGUUCCACAUGGUGGAAGUCGAAGGCCUCACUUAUGAUGGAAAGACGACCAAAGUGCCACUGGCUGUCCUGAAACCGUCCGUCCUGCCUUCUAUGAGUUUAGGUGGAUUUGAGAUCACACCUCCAGUUACCUUCCGUCUCCAGUCAGGCUCUGGACCAGUACACAUCAGCGGGCAGCAUUUUGUUAGUGUGAAGGAUUCAGAGGAUGAAGAGGAGGAGAACAACACAUCGCCAGUGAAGCGGCCUGCAAGCCUGAUGUCGGGGAAAAAGCCUCCAUUGAAAAAACUAAAGAUGGAUUCUGACGACGACGAAGACGACAGCGAUGAGGAUGAUGAAGAUGAUGACGAAGAUGACGACAGUGAAGAAAAUGGUGUGAAGCCCCAGAAGAAUGUCGGAAAAGAUCUCAAAAAAAGCCCAGAGCUUUCAGCAAAGAAGCCCAACAAGACUCCGGUUAAACAAAACUGCCCCGCAGGAAAACCAUCAGGAUCAGCGGUCAAACCACAGAUGAAGACACCUGUCCUAGGAAAAGACAAACCCCAGGCUGGCCCGUCUAAAUCCCCCCCUCUGACUGAGAUUAAGAAGAAGUUGUCAACGGCAGCCAAGGAGGGAAAACCACUACCCAAGACAGAGCAGAAGUUUGAGAAUUUCGUGAAGAGUUCUUUUAAAAUCUCAGACAAAAAUGUGGUCAAGGAUCUUUGGAGCUUUGUACAAACACUGAAGAUUGAGAAGAAGUAACAAAUCUUGUACUUUGUAACAUUUGUAUGUUUUGCAUCCUACAAGACAUUUAAAGGCACAGUCAGCGAGAUUUCCUACUUGGCCUUAUUAUGUCAUCAUUGCUAACUAUGACUUGGAGUGAACAGAAGGACUAAGUGCUGAAAAAUGGGUAAAGCCAUUAAUGACUCAGGUGUCAUCGGGUUUUUAGAUCCGAAGCACCUUCUGGAGCUACUUCGUAAUUCACUCACAAACUCGCUCAUUCACGUUCAGCAGACAAGCGGUCCACUUCAUUGCAUGCCAAUCUGCACCACCUAUAGGGAAAGAAAGUAAUAGCACCACCAAUUAGGACCUGCAGAUGUCUUUGUUGCAGGAAAGAAAUAGCUGCUGCAAUUUUAACACUUGCGCCACCUGCAGGCAAUAAAUGUUGCACCUGCAGAUUUUUAUGGUCCCUAUAAUUAACAUAUGUAAAUUGGCAACAACAUAAUUCAAGUAUUCAGAGCCAACGCAGACCAGACAGAACCUAGUCAAGUUAUUCAUUGCUAAUAUUGGUAUGUGGCCCCUCUGUCCUACCUUUUUUUUCAAUAGUAUCUUUUUUACCACAAGGAGUAGUUAAAAAAACAAACAUUUUCCAAUCUUACUGACGAGGGCUCUUUGAUGUAAAAUAUAAAUCCUUGAACAGCAGCUAUAAAAAUGAAAGCAACUGCAGGAGGUGCAACUGUCGAAUUACAGAAGCUAUUCCUGUCCUUGCCUGAAGAAGGUGAGAGGCAUGCCUAGAUCUGACUUUCUUCACGUAUAGUCGGCACCUGUUGCAAACUGCUGGUGCUAUAGCUCUGCAAUUUGAUGAUAUUGGCCGAGCCUGGUUUCAGGUGCUUCGCAUCCAUGACACUGUGGGUCCUUGUUAAUUCAACAAUGCAAUAGGAGAUAUUGCAGAAUGUGCCUUUAAAUAUCUUUACUGUAAAUUGAGAUGAAUCAAAGUCCCAUUUUGUGUGAAUUGAAGCAGUAUAAGGCUGACAGCUGAUACAGGGGGACAAUGACUAGUUUUGUUUUGUUAUUUUAGGUUCUGUCUGGCUUUAUGAGGCAUUUUUUUAGCUUCCGAAACACGCUUACAGAUUGUACUAUAAAUUUGUCUGGCAUAAUUGCUCUAUACAUAUUGUACAGGAAUUUGUCAGAGUAAGUCAAUACAAGAUUUCUUUUUUUUUAAUUGUGUCAGUCAGUUUGGUCAUAGCAUCUACUGCAGCUGAACAUGCAGUCAUUUGUUUUUGAACUUGCCCAACAACACCAAACAUUAUUUUUUUGUGUCCUGCAGUGAACAUUUUCAACUGUUUUUAAAACCUUUCACUUGAGUAGUAGAAAAAAGAAUACAAUCUAGAAACUGUAAGAUGUAAGUGCAGUUGCAACCUUGUGACCGUUACGUAUCGUUGCCAGUUAAUCUGAGUACACGAGAAAUGUUUCAUCCAGUGUUUUACCAGGAACGCACCUAACAUUUCUGUAUAAAAGCAGUGUCAUUCUUUUUUUUUUUUUUUUUUUUUUAAAUGCUUUCAAUACAAAUGCAGUUAUGGUUAUGUUAUCUAAACUUGUAGAACCUGCCUUUAUUGCAAACCUGCUGACUAACUAUUUCAGAUGGCAUUUUUUGGAGUGUGAAUUUAUAUCAAUCCUAUGAACAUCUGCGAUAACCUGAGAGGGUUUUUCCUUACAGUGAUUGCAAAAUCUGUAGCAAAAAAUUAUCAUAAGAGCAGUACACAAAACAUUCUCGAGUAUUAUGAGCUCUAUAAAACCAACACAGGUGCCCUGAGUAAAAUGUUUUUCUUUUAAAGUAAUUUAUACACAUGAUGUACAAAAAGUUGAAAACAAGGCUAACUAGCUCCAGGACUAUAUUUACGACGUGGUAUUAACAAUGUUUGCUGUGUAUUUCUAUUUACUCUAAUGCACUAAAAACUGGUUACAAAACUAUAAACACAGGUUAUCUUAUUUAUAACAACAUAAUCAUGAGGUAUAUAUCAGAAAAUAUCAUUAGAGUAACAUCAUGUCACCUUUACAGAAACCCCAUAAAGAAUUCAACCCCAUAAUUGUUUGCACUCUUGUGUAUCAGUGCUCUGAUGACAAUAAGCAUACAAUCGCUCUGUGCUUAUGUGUUUAUGAUCCUGUAUAAUGCCUUUUAUGAGCCAAAUGUUGGCAGUUAGAUACCAGCUUUAACUAAUUAAAUUGCUUGGUUUUACCCUCCUGUUGUGAAAUUCCUUAGCUGUAAACUUUACUUCUUCAACUAAUUUAGGUCAUUAAAGUUGCCCGGAUAAUUUACCUCUAUAGUGUCCUCUUUGUAGUGAGGUUUCAGUAGAAGCAGGUUGCAAUUCCUAUGAUUUAGUUUUGGUUGCGUAUGAUUUCAUGGUGGCAGUUCAUUAAUGAUUUUUAAUACUUGUAUCAAAUUUAAUCUACUCUUUUUCUGUGAAUACAUCUCUUGCUUUUUUAUAUUAAGUGUAUGCUUAAUCCGCCCUUGGUAAUAGCUGAUUUUGCAGCUUGGAGAUGUUGUGAUCUUUAUUUGAAAUGUGUUCUUGUUUGGUAUAGAAAUGUUUUAUAUUGAGUGUUUAACCCCCUUUUAAAUGUUUGAAAUACUGUCUUGUUUUUAUUUUAGCCCUGCUGUUUGUCAUCUUUAAGUUGUCCAACCUUUGAUUCUGUCAUUUCAAAGCCAGUCCCUUACUAUGUUCAAGUGGGGGGAAAAAAGAGACAUUGUGAUCUUUGCCGAUAACCUGAUGUAGGUUUAGGGCACAAUGUGGUUGAAAUAUGGCUUUCAAAAAUACAACUGGCUUACAAUGCUAUUAGCAUGAUAAAACAUCAAGUUUAGAGCAGCAUUAUAAAUGUUUUCUGGAUUAUGAGUAGUAGUAGUAAGCAUCUACCUUUGUAUCAGAGUAAAGUAAUUCAGAGACUUUUCCAUGAUUUAUUAUGUUUCAAUCUAAUGACCCUAUGUAUUUUCUUUAUCCAUAAUAUUGCCUUGUAUCUGUGACCUGAAGUACCUACUGUAAAAAAGCAUGCGGUGAGACCUCUUCAAUUUCAAUUGACAAGAAACAAGGCUUGUACAGAUUUACUGUGUAUAUCAAUGCAAACUAAAUUGUAAUACACUGUACUAUUGAUAUAAGUAGACGAUGUCUUGGCUGACCCAACAUGUUGGAACAAAAUUGCAUUUUGUCCAUUUAGUCAAACUUUAUUGAUUAGUUUAUGCAUGACUGCUGGUGGUGGAUAUUCAUUCAUUCAUGGUUUGAUGAGAUAAACAUAUCCAUCGAUUUAUUUAAAUCUCCCUGUAACAUUUACCUGAAUAAAGUAAAUCCUAGCUGUU